AUGGAUCAGUUUUAGUACCAAACUAAAUAGGCCGUUAGCUGAAUUCAUACGGGGUUACAGUGUAAACGCUUGACAUCAUUAGUAAUUUGUGGCUUUGACUGUUGUUAUUGACUGUUAUUAUGUUAUUGAUGACAAUGAUAAAUAUGAUGGCAUUAAAUUUGAAUUCAGUGUGCAUACAUUUUUAUUUAAUAACCAGAGAAAGAGAGAUAGUAGAUUUGAUGUAAAGUAUGAUUUGGAUGCAUUCUGAAUACUAUCUCUGGGUAUUCACGACAUGCAGCACUCAUAAGUACAAUGUUUGAGCCAUUGAUAAAUAUCUUUUUCCACCUGCAUCAUUAAGGUGUGAAGACACCUAUAGGUUAUUUUAACUGUAAGCUGGAAAAUCUUAGACUCUCAAACAUUUCUUUUCUUUAGACAUGUUGUCAACAUAUUGUUUUUCUCUAUUGUAUCAUCAGCUCCUUAUCUUUGCAGCCAAAGAAUCAAAGUGAGAGUGAUUCACCUGCAAACAGGUCCUUGUGUAAAAACAUGCUUUGUAAUCUUUCUCUCAGCACGUUAUGAUCACCACAGCCCUUGUAAGUGAGAGUUCAUGUUUUUUGCGUGACUGCCUUCUGUUCCCAUGUGUAUAGGGAAGAGCUGAGACUAAUUGAGUUUGCACAAUAUGUAAGGUGAUCCUGCUACUGCCAAUCCAUAAUGACUUGCAGAAUUGUUUUGCAAGUAGCUCCUCUUAUGAGUAUCAAUCAUUUAUUUUAACGUUAAUAAUUAUUUCAAUUUUUAUUCUUUUUGUAAAUUCUUGAAAAGUAGUUUUUCCCAAUCUUUUAUUAUAACAAUCAAGCUACAUGUAGAAGAAAAAAACAUAGAACAGGAAAUGAUAUGAGUGAUCACUCCUGCAGACUCUCGUGACUAUGUGUCAAGGUCAAAAAGUUUAAUAUUAUUAUUUUAGUUCAGUUUCAUGCUACACAGCUCCCUGAAAUCAUGAUAUUUAUUGAAAAACUUUGUUUCCUUUUGAGAAAUUUGUAAACUGAAUUGAUAGUUUAUGCUACCUGAUUCAUUAAAUACUGGCAUAUCGAACCUUUAAAGUGUUACUGAUAUAUAAUCUAGUUUGGUCUUCUUUUGUAUGAACAAAGCAUUCUAUAGAUAACCUCUUAUGUUUGUAUGCUCUUGAAAUGAUUAACCCAGAGCUACAUUUAACACACUUCUUAAACUUUAAACUGCAUUACGGUGAUAUCAUGACAGAACAUAAAAAGUUCAUUCGUUGUGUUGUACACACAUGCUGCCAGUGACCUAUGAACACCCAUUUCCCUUUUGUCUAGUUCUGAGGCCCCACCUCUUCUGAAAUCUUUCGCAGCCCUCUUAAAUGUAUCGUAUUUCUGCUGUAUGAGUGUUAGAAGAAUGGUGAGAGCACUGACUGUUUCCGCUCUGGGGCUUCUAGCUUUGCUAUGCUUGUUCCCCUCGGAGCCUGUGCAGGCUGGGAAAGUGCUUGUCUUGCCAGUGGAUGGCAGCCACUGGUUGAGCAUGAAGAUCCUGGUGGAAGAGCUUUCUCGGAGGGGUCAUGAGAUCGUGGUCCUGGUUCCUGAAAUCAGUGUUCUGAUUGGGAGGUCUGGUACUUACACCACUAAAACUUUUCGUGUGCCCUACACCCAUGCUGAUCUGCAGGCCAACUUGGACAAAAUACAGAAGAAUGCAUUUGAGAAGCCUCCGAAACUGACUGAUAUUUUUGAGAAUUUGGGGAACCUGAUUCAGUUCUUGAAUAUGCAUGUGACAGCCUGUGAAUGGCUGCUGUAUGACGAGCCCGUGAUGAAGAGUCUUAGAGAAACAGGAUUUGAUAUUUUGCUCACUGACCCUUUCCUGCCCUGUGGCGCCAUCAUUGCUGAUUCCUUCUCGAUUCCAGCCGUUUACUUCCUGCGUAUGAUUCCCUGUCUGCUUGAUGUGGAAGCCACACAGUGUCCCUCACCUCCGUCUUUUGUGCCACGCUUCUUCACUGGUUACACAGAUAAGAUGACUUUCCCUCAAAGAAUAGAAAACACACUUAUGGCAGUUUUUGAUGCUUUCCUAUGCCGCAAACUGUUUGCUAGCACUGAUGAACUGGCCAGCAGAUAUCUGCAGAAGGACACUACAUACAAAGAGCUUUUAAGUCAUGGUGCAGUCUGGCUUCUAAGGUACGACUUUACCUUUGAGUAUCCAAAACCUCAAAUGCCAAAUAUGGUCCAAAUAGGGGGCAUCAACUGUGCUAAGAAGGCCCCACUGACAAAGGAGCUGGAGGAGUUUGUUGACGGUUCUGGAGAGCAUGGGUUUGUGGUCUUCACUCUGGGCUCCAUGGUGUCCCAGUUACCCGAGGCCAAAGCCAGAGAGUUCUUUGAGGCAUUCAGGCAGAUACCUCAGAGGGUGCUAUGGAGGUACACUGGACCAGUCCCUGAAAAUGCUCCAAAGAAUGUCAAACUUAUGAAGUGGCUGCCACAAAAUGAUCUCUUGGGCCAUCCUAAGGUUAAGGCUUUCAUUACACAUGGUGGAUCACAUGGAAUCUAUGAAGGAAUCUAUAACGGGGUGCCAAUGGUGAUGCUUCCUCUGUUUGGUGACCAAGGGGAUAACGUUCAACGCUUAGUGUCUCGAGGAGUUGCAGAAACCCUGAGUAUCUAUGAUCUGACCGCAGAAAAACUGCUGGUUGCAUUGAGAAAGGUCAUCAGUGAUAAAAGCUACAAGGAGAAGAUGACCGAGCUUUCAGCUAUUCAUAGAGACCGUCCCAUUGAGCCUUUGGACCUGGCUGUGUUCUGGACUGAGUUUGUAAUGAGACACAAAGGGGCAGCACAUCUUAGACCUGCAGCCCAUGAGCUGAACUGGAUUCAGUAUCAUUCUCUGGACGUCAUUGGCUUUCUCCUUCUCAUUCUAGUGACAGUUAUUUUUGUGACUGUCAAAAGCUGCAUGUUCUGUUUCAGGAAGUGUUUCAAGAAAACUCAGAAAAAGAAGAAGGAGUAGAUUUUUUUAAGUCAUCAUUUUGUAAUGUCUGUUUUUGUGGGGUGAUUGUUUAGAGACUUGUUUAAUCUGUGAUUUUAUAAACUGAAUACCUCUAUUCCCUGGGUCAGUGACUUGAAUAAAGCCUCACAAAACCUGAACGUGUCAGGUAAACAUUUA
Molecule: messenger RNA, 3123 nt
Organism: Carassius gibelio (silver crucian carp)
Lineage: Eukaryota; Metazoa; Chordata; Actinopteri; Cypriniformes; Cyprinidae
Product: UDP-glucuronosyltransferase
Exons: 5
Coding region: 1372-2967 (531 amino acids)
Molecular function (GO): UDP-glycosyltransferase activity
Source: RefSeq, a predicted model, not a curated record